AUGACUUCCUCAGUGGCUCCGGUGGGUUCUCCACAUUCCGACCGGAGCUCCGGAUAUGCGGCAUCGGAAACUCGACGGCCAAUGCCGAAAUCGCUCGGCGAAGCUCUAAGGGCUGUCGGUACUACGCUUGAUACGCCUGGCUCUGAGACCCCUAGUGAGGAGGACUACGAAGAAAAUGUCCGUCCAACUUUGACAGAGUCAUCCACUCUCAGGAAUCGUUAUCCGUAUGGCGGUCGUGAUCGUUUACUGCCGGAAACAUUAUCAGCAUCCCCAAACACUGCAGAAUCUAAGUCACGUUUCAACCACCGUGACUCAGGCGUAUAUAUUGUCUCAGAUGAGGACAACAGCCUCCAGCAGUUACUCAUGACUAGCUCGCAAUGGCCUGCACAAUCUUCCGGCCCAAAGAUCCGACGACGCAAGUUUGCCGAUCUAGUCUUCACUCGCCAGUUCUCUGCCUUUGACCGCCACAACCCGUCAGCAUUCAAUAGCCCGUUCCAUGGCUUCUAUACGCUGUUCUGGCUUGCCGUGUCUCUUUUUGUCUUGAAGAUUUCUAUCCGGAACUGGCAAGUUUACGGAAAUCCUCUGGGAGCUAGCGAUAUUAUGAAUACCAUGUUCCAUCGGGAUGUGGUCGUUUUACUUCUAUCAGACGGCAUCAUGUGUGCUCUUACAGCAGUAACUUGGUUGAACCAAUGGUUGGUAUCUGCAAACUACCUCAAUUGGGAUGGUGCAGGAUGGUUGCUCCAGCAUAUUUGGCAAACAACCUUUCUGGCCGGAGUUAUUGGCUUGACUCUGUGGCGCGACUGGCCAUGGACUCAUACCGUGUUUUUCGUUUUGCAUGGCAUUGUCAUGUUAAUGAAACAGCAUUCGUAUGCCUUCUAUAAUGGUCACCUCUCUACAGUCUACAAGCAACGCGCUACCAUCACGAAAAAGCUGAAACAACUUGACCUUGUUGACCCAGCCAUGUCCCCUUCUCAGACUAGACCCCCUGCAUCCUCCAUCUCAACCCACCACCUAAGCGUUGCUCCCUCCGCUGAAGAGCGUCGAAAAUCCAUCUCAUCGCAGCCAGAACAAGCAGAGAGCGAUAUCGAGAAGAUUUCACGAGCAAUCGCUUCACAUGAACCCCUGGACGACCAACAAAUCGCUUUAUUCGAGCGUAUCAUGAAAUGGGAGAUUGAUGCUAUGUCAGAUGAACUCAAGGGUACCGCUCUUGCAGCCGACAAAGCAUAUCCGAACAAUCUGUCUUUCGUUGACCAUUGCAAAUGGAUCCCUUUGCCAACGUUGGUCUAUGAGAUAGAGUAUCCACGAUCGGACUCCAUCGACUGGUCAUAUGUACUAGAGAAAUGUGUAGCAAUGGUCGGCAUAUUGUUUGUCAUGGUACAAGUCUCGCAGUACUCUAUAUAUCCCAUGGUCAUGAAAACAGUUGAAAUGAAGAACAAUGGAGUUCCGCUUGUUGAGAGACUUCAGGAGUUCCCGGGACUACUUCUUGACCUAAUCUUCCCAUUCAUGAUGGAAUAUUUACUUGUCUGGUAUCUCAUAUGGGAGACUAUCCUCAAUAUCUUAGCCGAGUUGACAUACUUUGCCGAUCGUAGUUUUUAUGACGCAUGGUGGAACAGUGUCUCCUGGGACCAAUUCGCCCGCGACUGGAACCGACCAGUACACGUCUUUUUAUUACGACAUGUCUACCAUAGCUCUAUUUCAUCCUUGAAGGUCAACAAACACACGGCCACCCUCAUCACAUUCCUUCUCUCAGCUUGCGUUCAUGACUUGUGA
Fusarium poae is the source of this 1770-nucleotide messenger RNA. RefSeq lists its product as uncharacterized. Gene Ontology annotation, cellular component: endoplasmic reticulum membrane. Gene Ontology annotation, biological process: ergosterol metabolic process. The transcript is spliced from 7 exons. NCBI's taxonomy places the organism in Eukaryota, Fungi, Ascomycota, Sordariomycetes, Hypocreales, Nectriaceae. Bases 1 to 1770 code for a protein of 589 amino acids. Gene Ontology annotation, molecular function: ergosterol O-acyltransferase activity. The record is from RefSeq and is a predicted model, not a curated record.